AUGGACUACAUGCCUAAUGUCCAGAAUCUUCUCGCAAGCAACGGCACGACCUUCUCGAAUCACUACUGCACCACAGCAUUAUGCUGUCCUUCGAGAGUCAGUCUCUUCACAGGGAAAUGCGUUCACAACACCAAUGUGACUGAUGUCCGGCUGCCAUACGGGGCCUAUCCAAAGUUUGUGAGCGAGGGGCUCAAUGAUGAUUACUUGCCGAUCUGGUUGAGGGAAGGUGGCAAAAACACUUACUAUGUUGGCAAACUGUUCAACGGCCAAAGCAUUCACAAUUACAGAGACCCAGAGGCAAAGGGCUGGACUGACAGCAACUUUCUGUUGGAGCCGGGAGUAUACGAUUACUGCAACACAACUUGGGCCAGACAGGGACAAAACUGGACGUCCUUGCCCGGACAAAACGCUGUGACUCUGACGCAUCAGCACGCCGUGGAGAUGCUGAAUCAGGCUGCUAAAGCCCAAAAGCCAUUCUUCUUGACGGUGGCUCCGGCGGUGCCUCAUGUCGGGAUCCGAGCAAAAGGAAGCGGUACUUUUAUGCCGAUUCCACAGAAGAAGUGGGAAAACGCGUUUAGCAGUGAGACAGUGCCGAGAGUCAAGAAUUUCAACCCGAAGAAAGAAGGAAGCGUCUCGUGGCUGCAAAACCUCCCGCAUCAAGACAGGUCUGUUGUGGACAAGCUCGACGACCUGUAUCGUGCAAGGCUUCGCGUCAUUGCAGGCCUUGACGACAUGGUUGCUGACCUUGUGGCAAUCCUGGACGAAUAUCGUAUUUUGAACAACACGCAUGUCAUCUAUACCACAGACAAUGGCUACCAUAUUGGGCAGCAUCGGAUGGGUCCGGGGAAGAAGACGGGUUAUGAAACCGAUAUCAACAUACCCAUGAUAUGGCGAGGCCCUGGCGUCCCCGCUGGUCAGACUUCACAAGCUGUUACCACCCACACGGACCUUGCCCCGACAUUUCUCGACCUGUUUGGCCUGCCACAAAGGACUCAACUGGAUGGACAUACUAUGCCCCUGGCUGGAGCUGUAACCACAGACAGCGGCGUGAGCAACGUUGAGCAUGUCAAUGUUGAGCACUGGGGCGUUGCAGACCCAUAUGAAUUGGCAGCUCCCCAUCCGAACUUCACUGUCAAGGGUGAGCACAAUAGCACCUACAAGUCGCUAAGGAUCAUAGGAGCUGAUUACAGCUUCUACUACUCGGUUUGGUGCACCAACGAGCAUGAGCUGUACGACAUGAAGAGCGAUAAAUACCAGAUGCAGAAUCUGCUGCCGAACGUUAACGACAUCGCCAAAGCCCCAAAGCAGCAGAUCCUCGGACGAGCACUCAACAAGUUCGUUGCACGAGUCGAUGCUCUCCUGCUUGUCCUUAAGUCAUGCCGAGGGAUUGAAUGCACUGAUCCGUGGCUUCAGCUCCACCCGCAGGGUAAUGUCAGAAAUCUUCGAGACGCCCUCAGUGCCCAGUAUGACCAAUUUUAUGCCGCACAGCCGAAGAUUAUGUUUUCGGCCUGCAAGGAAGGAUACUUGAUUGAGUUCGAAGGCCCGCAAACGGCCCUGCGAUACGAUAGCGACGUAUUUAGGCUGAGCAGCCAGUAG
Molecule: messenger RNA, 1596 nt
Organism: Cladophialophora psammophila CBS 110553
Lineage: Eukaryota; Fungi; Ascomycota; Eurotiomycetes; Chaetothyriales; Herpotrichiellaceae
Exons: 4
Coding region: 1-1596 (531 amino acids)
Biological process (GO): phenol-containing compound metabolic process
Molecular function (GO): glycosaminoglycan binding; N-acetylglucosamine-6-sulfatase activity; arylsulfatase activity
Source: RefSeq, a predicted model, not a curated record